Messenger RNA from Phaeoacremonium minimum UCRPA7, 2520 nucleotides. RefSeq names its product putative garp complex subunit vps53 protein. Lineage: Eukaryota; Fungi; Ascomycota; Sordariomycetes; Togniniales; Togniniaceae. Bases 1 to 2520 code for a protein of 839 amino acids. Gene Ontology annotation, biological process: retrograde transport, endosome to Golgi. The record is from RefSeq and is a predicted model, not a curated record. Gene Ontology annotation, cellular component: GARP complex. The transcript is spliced from 3 exons.
AUGAACGGUACCAGUAUUGCAGUGCCGCCAUCUCUCGAUGCAGACCACCUAAACCUCCUAUUCUCCCACCCGUCCACAGUCACCUCCGUCAGUCGCGUGUCCGACAAGAUCCAGUCUCAUAAGGAUGAUCUUUCCUAUGAGAUCUCCUCCCUCGAGGCCGCCCAGGCCUACGGGCCCGACUCGUCGCUCGAGCGGAUGCAGUCCGCUCAACAAGAGCUGGCCUCCCUGUUCCGGCGCAUCGAGAACGUCCGCAGCCGCGCCCUGCAGACGGAGCGCGACAUCACCACCAUGACCGCCGACAUCAAGCGGCUCGACGGCACCAAGCGCAACCUGACGCUGUCCAUGACCGCACUCAAGCGCCUUCAGAUGCUGACCACCGCCUACGAGCAGCUGCGUGGCCUGGCGCGGACACGGCAGUAUCGCGAGUGCGCCGGUCUGCUGCAGGCCGUGCUGCAGCUCAUGCGUCACUUCAACAGCUACCGGAGCAUAGAGCAAAUUGCCGUCCUGAGUCGCAAUGUGGCAGAUCUACAGCGCGAGCUGCUGGAGCAGGUGUGCGAGGACUUUGAGAUGGCAUUUGCCAAGAGCGAGGUCGGUUUAAGACGGAAUAUGCUGAUUGAGGCUUGCCUGGUGAUGGAUGCUCUGGGAGACAGUGCUCGGUCGAGAUUGGUGACGUGGUAUGUCAACACGGAGCUGAGGGAGUACCGGCAAGUGUUCCGGGGCAAUGACGAGGCUGGUAGCCUGGAUAACAUCGGGAGACGAUAUGCGUGGUUCAAGCGGAUGUUGAAAACGCACGAGGACGAGCACAUCAUGAUAUUUCCCCCACAUUGGAGGGUGAAUGAGAUGCUGGCCAUGGCGUUUUGCGAUGGUACGAGAGAAGAUUUCAAGGGCAUCUUGGAGAAGAGUAUGCGACGAGCGGACGGCAAUAAGAUCGAUGUGAACUUACUUCUGAGCUGCCUCCAGGAGACCAUGGACUUUGAGCAGGGCCUCGAAAAGCGAUUCACAAGCGAGUUGCCGCGGGCGAGCAUUGACACGCUCAGCUCAGCAGAUGACCGAACUCAGAACUUCAACGGCUCCAUUUCUGUUGCGUUCGAGCCGUAUUUAAGCCUCUGGGUUGAAUCCCAGGAUAAGGCUUUGGCUACAAUGAUACCAAAGUAUAAGAAUCAACCUUUGCUCGCCGAAGAUGAAGAGUUCUCCUCACAGGCUGUCAUACCAUCAGCCAUAGAACUAUUCCACUUCUAUAAGAUUACGCUCUCGCAGUGUGCGAAACUAUCUACCGGAGAGCGACUGCUUGAUCUAGCCAAGACUUUGGCGAAGUACUUGGACGAGUACGCUCAGCAAGUCUUGCUUGGAUUUCUGCAGAAAGGCGGUCAACCCGGUCCUCCUGUGCAGGAUAUAAUAUUAGUGCUGAAUACUGCCGAUUUUUGGCAUAUCAACACCACGCAACUUGAAGAAAAUAUCAAGAAAAGAAUCGAUGCUGAACUAGCAUCCAAAGUCGACCUAUCGUCUCAGGCUGAUGCCUUCCUGGGCGUUGCAAGUGCCGCCGUAUUAGCUGCCGUUCACAAGGUGGAAGUUGACUGCGAGGGGGCAUGGAGAGAAAUGAGGAACACCAACUGGAGCAGGAUGGAGAGCGUCACCGAUCACAGCUCGUAUGUGAGCGAAGUGCUGAAGCAUGUCAACGGGAGAACGGAGGAGAUCCUACCCCUUAUUGUCAAGCAACAAUAUGCCAGAGCAUUCUGCGACAACCUUGUAGAGCAUAUGGCCACAGCCUAUAUCAACAACGUAGUACAAUGUCGUCCCAUUUCCGAGGGCGGUGCUGAACAGAUGCUGCUUGACAAGUAUACUCUCACAAAGGACUUUGAAAAGCUCCUUUCAUAUCACAACCCUUCUACCUCAGAACCACAUAAUCCACCAGCUGGUUUCCUCAAACGUGUAAAUCAUAGCAUGACGAGGGUUGACCCGCUAUUGAAGACACUGCAAGUGCGGCCAUCACCGCCCGAAGGUCUAGUCCAGGCCUACUUGAUUCAUAUCGGAGAUCGCUCUGAUACAAAUUUCAAGAAGAUUCUUGAACUCAAGGGCAUUCGUAAGCAAGACCAGAACCAUCUUCUGGAGCUGUUUGCUAUCCAUCGUGACGGAGCCGGUAAUGACAAGCAGCUUGUACAAAACUCACCGCUUCUGACACCGCUCAUGUCGACUGCUGGUUUGGGCAGCACGGGGCUUGGAAUAAGCAACCCAGCAGGAGCACUCGCCGGGGCUACGGGAGUUGCGGGGCAGACCAGGUUUGACCCAGCUUCUCUUGGCGAGAAGCUGCUCAGCGCAGCUCGUGAUGGGGUCGACAGGCUUGGGACCGGAGCGGGUGCAGGCGCUGCGGCCGGACCAGGGGCCACUCCUGCGCAGAAUGCUACCAUCAAUGAGAACCUCAAGAACUUUGGCAAGUUCUUCCGCAGGGAUAUUGGUGGGCUGGGAGCAAGGUUCGGGAAGCGAGACGUUACACCUACAGGUAUCGAUGAAAGUCAACGUUGA